Molecule: messenger RNA, 1225 nt
Organism: Drosophila serrata
Lineage: Eukaryota; Metazoa; Arthropoda; Insecta; Diptera; Drosophilidae
Product: glyoxylate reductase/hydroxypyruvate reductase
Cellular component (GO): cytosol
Molecular function (GO): hydroxypyruvate reductase (NADH) activity; glyoxylate reductase (NADPH) activity; NAD binding
Source: RefSeq, a predicted model, not a curated record
GCUACUAAACAGGUUCAUUGGUUUAUCUGCCACAAUCGUGGGUCGCAGCAGGCGCAGCGGCUUUCUGUCCUCUUCUUCGUCGCUCUUAAAAGCCGGGGCCAGCAGGAAUCAGAAGCAGAAUCGCACCAUGUCCAGUGGCAAGGCUUUCAAGGUCCUGGUUACCCAUCCCGAGGUUCCCCAGGAGGGCAUUGAUAUCCUGAAGGAGAACUGUGAGAUUAUCCAAGUGCAGAGCGUACCCAUCGACAGGGCUGAGCUUUUGCGUAAAAUCCAGGGAGUCGAUGGUGUUUUCUGGGGCGGUCAUGAACGCCUCAAUGCCGAGGCUUUGGAUGCUGCCGGUCCCCAGUUGAAAUCCAUCUCCACCAUGUCGGCAGGCAUUGAUUUUGUGGAUGUUCCUGAGCUGAAGAAGCGCAAGAUUCCGUUGGGACACACUCCCACUGUACUGAACACAGCGGUGGCUGAUCUAGCCGUGGGUCUCCUCAUUGCCGCCGGUCGUCGCUUCCAUGAGGGACGCAAGAAGAUCGACAAUGAUCAGUGGGAGAACUACCAUUUGAAUUGGCUUUUGGGCCAGGAUAUUCGUGACUCCACUGUGGGUUUCUAUGGCUUCGGAGGCAUUGGUCAGGCUAUUGCCAAGCGCCUGUCCGGCUUUGAUAUUGAUCGUGUCCUGUACACCACCCGCCGAAGGGUUCACAAAGAAAUCGAGGAGGAGUUCAAUGCCAAGAAGGUGGACUUUGAUACUCUGCUGGCGGAAAGUGACUUCAUUGUGAUUGCCUCUCCCCUGACCAAGGACACUCAGGGUGUGUUCAAUGCCACUGCCUUCAACAAGAAACAGACUGCUGUGCUGGUCAACAUUGGCAGGGGCAAAAUUGUCAAUCAGGAUGACCUUUAUGAGGCUCUGAAAUCAAACCGUAUCUUCUCCGCCGGCCUGGAUGUUGUGGAUCCGGAACCUUUGUCGCCCAAGGACAAGCUGCUGACACUGGACAAUGUUGUUGUCCUGCCACAUAUUGGCUCUGCCACAAAGCGAACCCGUGCCGAAAUGGCCACCAUUGCUGCCCACAAUGUGCUCCGUGGUUUGGUCGGUGAGCCCAUGUUGUCGCCCGCCUACUAAGAAAAUUUAAAUCAGACUCAAAUGGAAAUCCAGGGCCAGCCAGUGAAGUGUGAAAUGCAUUCCAAGUGGCCUUGGCAUUGUUGUAGAUGUGAAAAUAAAAAUAAUAAUUAUAAACAAACA